Molecule: messenger RNA, 1158 nt
Organism: Aspergillus pseudoviridinutans
Lineage: Eukaryota; Fungi; Ascomycota; Eurotiomycetes; Eurotiales; Aspergillaceae
Product: protein-lysine N-methyltransferase
Exons: 4
Coding region: 1-1158 (385 amino acids)
Source: RefSeq, a predicted model, not a curated record
AUGUCCCUUCCAUCGUCCUCCGUUGAGGAUGACGGUGAUGGUCAGAAUGAUAAAUGCGUCUCCAUUGACAAACUGGUCGCGCAAUAUUUUCAGCAGGUCGAACCCCACCUGCUAGAAUUCCCCGAUGGCAGGACUAUGAUCAAAUCUGCCACUCAGUCAGCCCUCUACGAACGAAUGUUCAACGAGGCGGUUCUGUGGCCGAUUCCCCCCUUGAACUACCGGGCCCGUGUUCUAAAGAUUAUUUUGUCUAUACUGGAAGAGUCCAUUUCAGACCCUGAGGAGGAUGAGAUCUCAGAUGAUCUCAUGGAAUGCUGGAGCACGCUCGUGACCCAACCAAAGCCAUCAGCUCUCCAACAAGCCCAGCAACUGGCCUAUGUCAAAUACACAGCCCCAGUCCCAGCUUCAGAUGCAGAUAAUGCAGACGGAGCCCCGUCAGAAGAACACAGGAGCAACCGCACAAUCAUCACCUCCGAAUCACGCGGUCUGAUCCUCUCCGCAGGGACAACAGGCUUCCGCACCUGGGAAGCAGCCCUGCAUCUCGGCUCGUUCCUCUCCACGCCCGCCGGGCAGGCCCUCGUGCGCGGGAACCGGGUCAUCGAGCUCGGCGCCGGCACGGGCUUUCUAUCCAUGUUCUGCGCGAAACAUCUCGGCGUGCAGAGCGUCGUCGCCACGGACCGCGAGCCGGCCCUCAUCGAAAAUAUCCGCGAUUGUAUGCGGCGGAAUGAGCUCGACCCUGCUGUCUUUCAGCCUGCCAUUUGGGAGUGGGGGACACCCUUGUCUUUGACUCCGUCCGAGCCGGAGGAGGGCGAGGGCAAGGGCGAGGGCGACGCUGCACAGACUGCCGCAGUGUCAGGCAAGGGUGAUCUGGCCUUUGACGUUGCACUCGGUGCUGACCUGAUCUACGACGUCGACCUUGUCCCCCUCCUCCUAUCCACCCUCCGCGACCUCUUCGAAAACUACCACCUCCGGGAAUUCAUCAUCUCCGCGACACUCCGGAACCAGGAUACCUUCCAGACGUUCCUAAAUGCCUGUGAAACGAACGAUUUCCAGGUGGAAUGCAUGCCGUAUCAGUCUCCCUCUGCGGAGACGCAAACUGGUUUCUUCCAUUCGACUAGCAUUCCCAUCCGUACGUAUCGGAUAUCGAGGCGUGUGGUAUGA